AUGGACGAAAAACUUAUAUUGAGCUUCGAGGACGAGCUGGUAGAUUCUAAACAUGCUAAAUCAAAGCCGGUGACGAAGGCUAGAACUAGAACUAGGAAAAUUACGAAAUACCUUGCCAAGAAAACAAACGAGGAUGAGGAUACUAUAAAAGCCUUGCUAGAUAACGACGAUGAUUUUGAUAAUAUUGAUAUCAAAAUUCUUGACAAUGCAAUCUCGGAAAAUUACUUAGAAAAAGAGUCCCGAGAUACACCUUCCAAAAAUGUCAAGGAGUGUCAGCAAUCACCGGUUAUUGAGCGUCCAUUGACUGAACUCACCGAAAGGCCAUUAAAAUGCUUCGGAUACAUUCCUCCUCCAAAACUGUCCAACACUGAGAUUGCGGCAAAAACAUUGGAAACCUCGCUUGCCAAUACAUUGGAUGCAGUUAAAGAUUCUAUUUUGGGGGAACAGAUAUCAGAUAAAGACCCAGCUGCAGCUGGGAAUGAAAUCAUUCAACAACUAUUUGAAAAUAAACAUCAGCUGGAAGAAGACUUUAUAAAUAGUCAAAUUUCGAAAGAUACUGCAGUAGAACGGUCAGAUAAUUCCAUCUUAAUUGUUGACGGAAAUGAUCCUGAGGAAUUAAAAACUCACAAAUAUUCAGGUCAAAUUACAGCUGGUGGAGAUAAAUUUGAAGAAGCUGAAAGAAUUUCGAAUGAAAAUUUGGGAUUGGGAAAUUGCAGUAAUGCUAAUGCAGUCUCAGUUAUCUCAGAUAGUCUGACUGAAUCUGAAAAUAAUCCAUCUAAUCAAUUAAAAAUUAAAAUAGAAGAAUCAAAGCGAAACGACUGCAGUUUCACGAUGAAAGAUUCAAAUAAAAAUAAUUGGAAAGUCGAGAACAUAGAUAGGAUCUCUCCUGGCAAACCAUCAACUACGCGAAAUUCUCCUGAACAACAAGCAGUUUCCGAUCAGACAUCAACCUCUAAUAUAAAACGACAAAUUCCAAGUUCAAAAACUGAAUAUGUCACAAUUUUUUCAAAAUUGAAGAAUCUUCACAACCCAAAAAGAUUGCCGUACAGAAGCUUAACUCCUGCUGCAAGGAGUGUUGGUUUAGUGAAGGAAGACUAUCUAAACAUGCGCAGUAAAAGUUGCUAUUUCAAGGAUAAAGCUGUAAAGUCUCUUCAGCCUGGAUUUAGGAAAAAUUCGAGCGAAAUCACUUUGGAUUCAAGAGAUACGAAGGUUCCAAAUUGGAAAGAUUUGAAGGAUUUUCAAGCUAUUCCUUCACAAAGUAAGACGGUUUCCACCAUAUUUCAAAAUCCGAAACUGAAUCAAUCAAAGGUAAGUGGAGAUCAGAUAAUAUCAGUUUUCAAUCAACUGUGCGACAAAUAUCUCGGAAAAGAAAAUGUCAACAGUAAAACGAAAGAUUUUUUAAAAAAGAUAGAGGAGGAACUGAGUUCGGAAAAUGAAACUAACAUGGAAACUUCAAGGAGAAUUUCUGAAUUUCUGGACAAAAUUGCUGUUGACAAAGAGCACUUACAGCAUAAAUCCUUGAAUCAACCAAGCAGCACAGUGAUUUCCGAGAAACAUGAUCCUGUAAUAAGGCAACCUUUGUUUAACAAAGUAUUAUCCUAUAAGAAAGGUGAACACCCGCGAACAGAGAAAGCCUUCACGAAGUUGACGAAUCCAGAAAACGAUCGAAUCGAUAAACUACUCGAAAAUGUCAUACAGGAACCAAAAAAUCACUUACCCCCACAAAAAUGCAACCCCUAUCGAAUGAAAAUACCAAAAAGACAAAGGAAUAUAAAUAUGGGUUGUGCAUCCAAGCAAAACUUUGAGUAUUUUGAAAAUCUUAAGCGUAAAGCCGAUCUAGAAGAACUAAAUAGAACGUUCAGCAACCGAAGUGAUCGUAAUGAAACGUAUCUAUCUGAAAUGUCUCGGAUUAUGUUCGCAGAUAGGAAAAAAGUAAAGCUUGGUAACGAGGGAAACUACCUCAAUAUUGCAGCUCUUCCUAAACCUGAUUUUAAAGCCAUUGAAGAGGAACAGUUGAGACGAUCGAUCGUGGCUGAAAUUUCAGGAGAAUGCAUUCCAAAUCCAAACCCUGUCAAAAAAUUCGAGGUUUAUAUCGGCGAGACCGAUAGGGGGUUGACAAAUUUAUUUGAAGGAUUUGAGGAUUUAAGCUACGAAAAUGAGAUUGGCUUUAAAUUGCCUGAACAAACAAAUUUUGAUUUUUUCGGUGAAAAUUGUCAACAGGUUGGGUUUGACCCGUCCUUCUUUCAAACUUCGUCCUUUGUGUCGCCUAGUGAGUUCAGUGAUAAUAGAGUAGAUACAUUUCAACUUCCGUGCUUCAAUACUGAUAUCAAGAGCGAACCUGUAUCUCAGUCAUUCGAACCUCUCUCUUUACUCAACGAUACUGAGGAUGAUGACAUGCUCCUGAAUUAUGUCCAAGUGAAAUCAGAAGCAACUGAGCGGGACAUUAUUGAUUUGACUUCACCGGUCAUAGGGGGCUCCGCAUAUACCCCAUUUAGUGUAGGCUCGUCGCAGGAUACAAUAGACAAGGAAUUAUUCGCCCAGUUUGAAGAUGAUAUUAUUUUCGAGUGAGAUAUUUCGUUUAUAGGGUCAACAUGGACUCAAUUCCAGGGACCUAACUUUGGACCCAAUUCCAGGGAGGAGUCAUUCGCUCUACAUAUUGUAAAUUUUUAUUAUAAAUUCAUCAGUUAUUUGGUACAUAAAUCACACAAUAAAUAACAAGAUUAUCUCUGAAUAGAUUGAAUUUGUAUUUAGAAGACGAGUUGACAG
Messenger RNA from Hermetia illucens (black soldier fly), 2766 nucleotides. RefSeq lists its product as uncharacterized. The transcript is spliced from 2 exons. Lineage: Eukaryota; Metazoa; Arthropoda; Insecta; Diptera; Stratiomyidae. The record is from RefSeq and is a predicted model, not a curated record. The coding region runs from base 1 to 2568 and encodes 855 amino acids.